AUGAUUGUUGGAGUAGAUUUUACAAAUCGUUUCGAUAAGAUUGUAGUGUCUUAUAUGAAUGAAAUCAAAAUAUGUACGUUCCCAAAUCUCCAACUACUAAAGCAAAAUACUUUUCCUGAUUCUGGAAUUGGUUUCACAUCUAUUAAUUCAGAUGCUUCGAUAUAUGCUUUCACAGGACGUCCAUAUUCCACAUCUACAUUCCGACAAUCAUCAAUUGCUGUAUAUGAUACCACAAAUUUUACGAAAUUUUUUGAAAAUUCUUUUCCAGAUGAUAUUUUAUGCAUAAAACUAUCGAAAGACUUCAUCCUUAUAGGAUUUAUCGAUCGAGUCGAAAUAUGGGACUUUGUUUUACAUAAAAAAUUAAAUAAAGUAAAUAUUACUGCAACAGUGCAAUAUCCUAUGGGAAUUUCUCCCGAUUCCAACUUAAUAGUACUUCCAGGCCCCUCGCCAUCAUCUGUGUAUGUUUGUUCUGAUCCAAAGCGUGAUAUUACUAAGUUACAGAUUAAUGGUGAAGGUUCCUUUUUAAGCACAUCAGUUCAACACACUGAUGUAUUUGCUUUUGAGAAAAACAUUAUAAUUUUCGAUCCAAACAUCAUGAAAAUUUCUCAAAAAAUCCAAGGUGAGUAUAGGGCUAUUUCAGUUUCAAUUUCUUUCGAAAAUAACUUAGCUAUUUUGGCUAAUAAAUCUCUAAAAGUCAUCGGACCAAACUCAGAAACCAUAUUUCAAACGGAAGUUGCCAAAAAUACAUACUCUAAAUGUGCUUGGAUGAAGAAUGAUAUUCUGUUAUACUCAUCAACUGGAGCAAUUAAGAUAAUUACGUUGGAUAAUUCAUCAUAUGAUGUCAAAUUAGAAAAUAUUGCAUGA
Messenger RNA from Trichomonas vaginalis G3, 864 nucleotides. RefSeq names its product WD40 repeat-like family. The coding region runs from base 1 to 864 and encodes 287 amino acids. Gene Ontology annotation, molecular function: protein binding. Lineage: Eukaryota; Parabasalia; Trichomonadida; Trichomonadidae. The record is from RefSeq and is a predicted model, not a curated record. The transcript has a single exon.